GCGAUGAUGAAAUGUAAUGAAAAAGCAAAUGGCUGACUAGAAAUUGAUUCGACGUCUUCGACGUUCUCGAAUUCACAACAAAAAUAAUCCAAUUUAAUUGCAUGAAUUAUGCUCUAUUUAUGAUCAUGACUAGCGAAAUAAGAUUACAAAAGCUAUAAUAUAUCCGAAUAACUGUAUAUUACUUGCCUAUAUUCAGUCAAAGAUACUAAAUAAGACAUAACUUAUCUAAGCAUAGAAAUUUGCAAAUACAAAUUACGGUGAUUGGGGUGAUCGCACGUCCGUUUUUUCUUAAGUUGUAAUGUGAACAGGCGCAACAUCCUCAGGGUGUCCGCCCUACCUGAUCAUGGAAAGGAGCUAUGAUAAGCGACAUAGCAAGCAUCAUAAGGAGAAGCACAAGAAGAGAGAUCACAAAAAGUAUAGAAGACACAGUGGAACUCAUGAACAAUCUUAUGCUACAGUAAAUUCUAGUAAGCCCCUUGUUGAAUACUCCGAUGUUAGUUCAGAAGACUUGUCAGCCCCAGAGGCAGGAGAAAUAGAGAGUGAGGCGAGUUCAAUAGGCCGGCAUAUUGCUGAUGAUCUUGACCGUACAAGAAAAUCGCACCCAGUGCGUACAUUUCUUGACAACAAGACAAUUUCUGUCUCUACAACCUCAAGCCGCCGCGCUAUUGAAGAGUACCCUCUCACCCGUGAUUCUUCCUCAGCAGCAUCAAGGAGCCGGCGGGGCCUGGAAUAUGUGGAGGCAGAGCCAGACUUCACUGACGCUUGUUAUAAAAAAAAGAAAGAGAAGCGUAAAAAGGACAAAAAGAAGCGUAAGAAGAAGUCUAAACACCGGUCAAGGUCCGCCAGUCUGGAGAGUGUAUCACACGAUGAUGAUGUACAUAUCGAGCCACGGCCUGUGAGCCCGAAGAGGUAUCAGCAAGUGCCAAUAAGUGAUUGGGAGAAGGCUUCGUCUCCUCUUCAGAAUGGAUCAUGUUCACCCAUUUCUACAACCACUCCGCCUAUGAGGGGCAGACAUGAUGAUUCUCCCCAAAUGAGACUUGCAAUGCAUAGAGAGAUGCCAAUCCAUACUGUGAUUUACUCACCUCGCAGGGAAAGGUCACCUGUUAUAAGCAGACGGAGGCAGAAGUCUAUGACACCACACACACCAUCCAUGCCUCCAUACCAUGAAACUGUCACCAUAGACUCUGACAAUGAACAGGUCUAUGAUAGAGUGCGGAGGGACUACUGGAUGGACCACAGGGUGCAAUCACCUAUAAUGGUUAUAUCAGAUUCUCCGACUCACGAGCCACGUAUGCGAGAGUACAGUCCUCGACGUAGCCACCGUCGCAAGAGUCCCCGGCGCCGGCAUAGGAGCAGGGAACGGGAGAGACAUCGGGAAGCCCGAGCUCAUCAUAGGUCUGCUCUUGGUCUGUCUGAUGUAAUGAAUAGCGAAUGCGUCGUCAAAUCACACAGCCGCAGUUCAAUGAAGCGACGUCGCUCGGUGUCGCGAAGCCGACGGCGCUCCUCCUCGCCGCCACGACACCGGCCUCGGCACAGCGAGACCACCAAGGAGAGACACAGAGUGAAACAUGAAUCGCCAAGUCCACCAUCAGCGCUACAAAGGAGAAUUGAUUUCAAAGAGAAGAUUAGCGAUACAAGCUUGUUUGCCGAACUCGUUAAAGAUAAACACAAAAGAGCAAAGAAGCUUCAAGAGAUCUUGAGUCAAAAGGAGGAAGAAUCUCAAGGCGCGAUUUCUUCAAAUACUUCUAUAAAUAACCCAGAAAUUAUGACCAUCGAUGAACUCUCCAAUGCCACAGCGGAUAGUUCAACACAGGUUUCAAAAGAGGAGGGUGAGAAAGAGCCGGCGACGGAGGUGGUGGACAUCCCGAUGCCUACGCCUACGGGCUCUGAGGACAACCCCACGCCCACGCCCACUGCUACGGCUACACCCAACCCGCUGCAGCCACCGCCGGAGUUCGACAACUUCGAGCAGAAGACCACGGCUAAUGGAGAAACAACUGAUAGUGUUGAAUCUGAUCAAAAAACCCAGACCCCGCCGCCACCACCGCCGCCGCCUCCGAGCAGUGCGCCGCCCCCAGUGUCGGGGACGGCCAGCCUGCCGCCGCUGCCUAAGGUGGGCGGCAGUGUGGUCGACGGCGUCUACCUGCAGAACAGUCAGCCAGCGCCCCCCGCGCACAAGCCCAAAAGCCUCACCAAGUUGCCCAUGCCCCCCAACACACAGGUGGAAGACCUGAAGACAUUAGCUAAUGAGAGUCCUUUAAGUACACCAUCCCCAAGUCCCAUUAAGAAGCCAGAAAAGCCAAAGAGAACCGGUAUCAUGAAUCUUCCCAUGCCACCCUUGGUGCCGGAUUCAGAGGAACUAAGCGCAGACGAGCUGGACGGUUCAACGCCGCCACCCGCAUCACGCCGCGACCAGUACUCACACGUGUUUAGUGCGCGCAAUAAGCGGGAUCCCAAUUCCGGUUCGAAGUUAAAAAGGCCUAGAAUAUUAAAGAGACGGGGCUCCAAAGUAGUGCCGGUUGCGACGCCGACGUAUCAUGCCAAAGAUUGGGGAGAGAAGUGUGUUGAUGGCUUCCAGGUUAUAACCCAAAUAGGUGAAGGGACCUACGGUCAAGUGUACAAAGCUCGGGAUAAAAACACUGGUCAACUGGUUGCACUCAAGAAGGUGCGUCUGGAGAAUGAGAAGGAAGGCUUCCCUAUCACUGCGGUGCGAGAGAUCAAGAUCCUAAGGCAGUUGAAUCAUAAGAACAUUGUUAAUCUGCGGGAAAUUGUUACUGAUAAACAGGAUGCUAUGGACUUUAGAAAAGAUAAAGGAUCAUUCUACUUAGUGUUUGAGUACAUGGACCACGACUUAAUGGGUCUGCUGGAGUCCAAGAUGGUGGACUUUACCGAGUCGCAUAAUGCGUCUAUAAUGCGGCAGCUGCUCGAUGGGCUGGCGUACUGCCAUCGCAAGAACUUCUUACAUAGAGAUAUCAAAUGCAGUAAUAUCUUGAUGAAUAACAAAGGGGAGGUGAAGCUUGGUGACUUUGGUCUAGCGCGGCUAUGGUCGGCGGAGGACAAGCAGCGGCCGUACACCAACAAGGUGAUCACUCUCUGGUACCGGCCGCCGGAGCUGCUGCUGGGCGAGGAGCGCUACGGGCCCGCCGUCGACGUCUGGUCCAUGGGUUGCAUACUCGGAGAACUGUUCCUCAAACAUCCAUUAUUCCAGGCUAGUGUGGAAAUGAUGCAACUAGAGAUGAUAUCCCGCGUGUGUGGCACUCCAGUACCGGGUGUAUGGCCUAACGUGGUUAACCUGCCGCUCUGGCACACGCUGCGACCAAAGAGAUUCCAUAAACGCUGCGUCCGUGAGCAGUUUGCCUUCAUGCCCGGUCCGGCACUCAAUCUGCUGGAUCGUAUGCUGGAGUUAGAUCCCGAGAAGAGGAUCACUGCAGAAGAAGCUCUUAAGAGUCCCUGGUUGAAGAAUGUGGUGCCGGAACAAAUGCCUGCUCCAGAGUUACCAACAUGGCAAGAUUGUCAUGAGCUGUGGUCAAAACAGCGUAGGCGACAGCAAAGGGAACAAGAUCAGACCAAACCAAAAUCUUAUGGGUUUGCAUCCAACGAUUGCGAUAAAGACCCUAACUUCAAGCAGAAUGAUAGCUCAAACCAAUCGGAUUCUGGCUUCCGAAGUGAAUCAUAUAAAAUGGAGAGUGGUUUUAAAUCGGAGUCAGGACAAGAGACUGUGGGACAAGUUAAAUAGUAUAUGGAGUAUUUCUAUGGUUACUAUGGAUAACCAUAGAUUUGUGCCUUGUGCUUUAGUGCAAGUGAUGCUAAGUGCUAGUGACACAUUAGUGAGGUGAAUCAUGUAUUUAUGCAGUGCCUGACAUUGAACAUUUCCAUUCCUAGGAUCAGCUUUCUAUCUCCCAUCUCGGGAAGAUUUGUGAAUAGCUUGGAGCCAUCUCAAGACUUCAGGGAUGUCUGCUGUGAGAAUAAAUUCAAGAAGGUAAUGAAGAAGUGAAUUAUAGUUCUUAUUGUAAAAUUAUUUAUCAAUUCAUGCUCUUUGAUAGGAAUUUAAGAGAGCAAGAUAUUUAUCACAAUUUUAACAUCACAGACUAUGUCUUGUAAUUAACCAACAUAAGUGAAAGACUCAGUCUUAAGAUGUCCAAGGAAUCCUGGAUAUGUAUAGGCUUAUAGAUUUACGAGCUUGAUAAAUAAGCUAAUAAUGGCAAAACACAAAUUAACUUAAACUUCUGCAUAUUUGGGAUUGUCUACUGUAAACUUUUUUUUGUUAAUAAAUAGGCUUAUAUAUUCAAAAGAAAUUUAAUUUAUAAAGUCUGAAAGAAAAUCGUAAUUUAUUGAGCUGCAUAAUACUGGAUAUUAUUGACAUAAGUUUCCAAAU
Molecule: messenger RNA, 4375 nt
Organism: Papilio xuthus (Asian swallowtail)
Lineage: Eukaryota; Metazoa; Arthropoda; Insecta; Lepidoptera; Papilionidae
Gene: Cdk12
Product: Cyclin-dependent kinase 12
Exons: 18
Coding region: 344-3736 (1130 amino acids)
Biological process (GO): positive regulation of transcription elongation by RNA polymerase II; protein phosphorylation
Cellular component (GO): cyclin/CDK positive transcription elongation factor complex; nucleus
Molecular function (GO): cyclin binding; RNA polymerase II CTD heptapeptide repeat kinase activity; ATP binding
Source: RefSeq, a predicted model, not a curated record